Austrofundulus limnaeus is the source of this 3384-nucleotide messenger RNA. It is a transcript of the gene ror1, whose product is annotated as receptor tyrosine kinase-like orphan receptor 1. The transcript is spliced from 13 exons. Lineage: Eukaryota; Metazoa; Chordata; Actinopteri; Cyprinodontiformes; Rivulidae. The coding region runs from base 350 to 3205 and encodes 951 amino acids. Gene Ontology annotation, cellular component: plasma membrane; signaling receptor complex. Gene Ontology annotation, biological process: positive regulation of canonical NF-kappaB signal transduction; multicellular organism development; positive regulation of kinase activity. Gene Ontology annotation, molecular function: ATP binding; Wnt-protein binding; protein kinase activity. The record is from RefSeq and is a predicted model, not a curated record.
CAGAGAGAACUCGGCACGCCUGACCGGAAGCUGGUUGCUCAUGGUUUGAGUUUUACAGCUUAACCAACAGAUGAACAACAGUUAAAUAAAUCUUGAGCGGUUUAUUUUAACUCGCCCCUUCAGGAAAAUUAAAAAAAAUAAAAAGUCAAACAAGGRGCUAAUACUUCCUUCUGUGACCACAUGGUGGCGUCGCGCGUCUGACCAGAACCAUGCGGCUCCUGUGGAACCUCUGAUCUCUGAGGUUUGCUGGAAGGAGUUGCGCUCAUUUGAAGGAGACGCUGUCGGGACGAAGUCAGGAGAGACUUUYCCCCGUUCCUUCACCCCGAGGGUGUAACACAAAGCCGGAGGAAUGGAUCCACAUCGGGCAGCGGUGAGCCUGCGUCUCUGGACAUGUCCAUCCUGCGCUCUUUGGACCGUCCUGCUCCUCGUGAGCGCGUCUGGGUCCGAGCUUCCCCAGGACCCCAGCGUGCUGGCUGUCACAUCCUGGAACGCCACAAAUGACGGCCCCAUCUUCAUUCGCCUUGAAGCUCCCAUGAACAACAUCACGACCUCACUGGGUCAGACAGCUGAGCUCCUCUGCCGUGUCGCUGGCAACCCGCCGCCGACCGUGCGCUGGCUGAAAAACGACGCCCCCGUGGUGCAGGAGCCGAGGCGCGUCUCCUACCGGUCCAUGCCGUACGGCUCGCGUCUCCGCAUCCGGAACCUGGACACGACCGACACGGGCUACUUCCAGUGCGUGGCUACCAACGUCCAGGGCACCGUCUCCACAACGGGGGUGCUGUUUGUCAAGUUCGAAUCACUCCCUACACCUCUGCCAGGAAGGCCGUCGGACGACAACGAUGAAGACGGGUUCUGCCAGCCGUACAGAGGCAUCGCCUGCGCCCGCUUCAUCGGGAACCGCAGCAUCUUCGUCGCCUCGCUGCAGAUGCAGGGAGAGAUCGAAACCCAGAUCACAGCUGCCUUCACCAUGAUCGGGACGUCCAAUCAUUUGUCCGAUCGCUGCUCGCAGUUCGCCAUCCCGUCCCUCUGCCACUUCGCCUUCCCGACCUGCGACCGCAGCUCCGGGAUCGACAAGGCCCGGGACCUUUGUCGGGACGAAUGCGAGAUCCUGGAGAACGAUCUGUGCAAGACGGAGUACAUCAUGGCUCGCUCCAACCCGCUUAUCCUGAAGAGAAUGAAACUGCCGAACUGCGAGGACCUGGCCGCCKCCGACAGCCCGGCGGCCGCCAACUGUUUGAGGAUCGGAAUCCCCAUGGCCGACCCCAUUAACAAGAAUCACAAAUGUUACAACAACAGCGGCGCAGAUUACAGAGGAACGGUCAGCGUGACCAAGUCGGGUCACCAGUGUCAGCCGUGGAACUCGCAGUAUCCCCACAGCCACACCUACCUGGCUGUUCGCUACACGGAGCUGAACGGGGGCCACUCGUACUGCCGCAACCCGGGGAACACGCAGGAGGCCCCCUGGUGCUUCACGCUGGACGAAGGGGUCCGCAUGGAGCUCUGCGACAUUCCUCUCUGUGACUACAAGGACAAGUCGAGUGGUAACAUGGAGAUCCUGUACAUCCUGGUCCCGAGUGUGGCGAUCCCCUUAGCCAUCGCUUUGCUCUUCUUCUUCAUCUGCGUGUGCCGCAACAACCAGAAGUCCUCCAGGCCUCCUGCGCCACGUCAGCCGAAACCAGUUMGAGGACAAAACGUGGAGAUGUCCAUGCUCACAACUGCUUACAAACCGAAGAAUAAAGCCAAGGAGCUUCCCUUGUCAGCRGUGCGAUUCAUGGAGGAGCUGGGGGAGUGCACGCUGGGGAAGAUCUACAAGGGUCACCUGUACCUGCCGGGCAUGGACCAGGCUCAGCUGGUGGCCAUUAAGACUCUGAAGGACAUUUCCAGCGUCCAGCAGUGGGGCGACUUCCAGCAGGAGGCUUCAGUGCUGACAGAGCUGCAGCACCCUAACGUGGUGUGCAUGCUCGGUGUGGUCACCCAGGAGCAGCCGGUCUGCAUGCUGUUCGAGUUUCUGCCACAAGGGGACCUCCACGAGUUCCUCAUCAUGCGCUCGCCUCACUCAGAUGUGGGCUGCAGCAGUGACGAGGAUGGAACGGUGAAAUCCAGCCUGGAUCAUGGGGAUUUUCUGCAGAUAGCUAUCCAGGUGGCUGCAGGGAUGGAGUAUUUGGCGAGUCACUUCUACAUCCACAAAGACCUCGCGGCUCGAAAUGUUUUAGUAGGCGAACAGCUGCACGUAAAGAUUUCUGACCUGGGUCUCUCCAGAGAGAUCUACUCCUCCGACUACUACUGCCUCCAACCGAAAACUCUGCUGCCCAUCCGCUGGAUGCCCCCCGAGGCCAUCGCCUACGGCAAGUUCACCACGGACUCGGACAUCUGGUCGUUUGGGGUGGUGCUGUGGGAGGUGUUCAGCUACGGGCUGCAGCCUUACUACGGCUUCUCCAACCAGGAAGUGAUGGAGAUGGUGAGGAAGAGGCAACUGCUGCCUUGCCCYGAGGACUGCCCACCGAGGUUUUAUGGUUUGAUGACAGAAUGUUGGCAGGAGGGACCGGCACGCAGACCUCGUUUCAAAGACAUCCACACCCGUCUGCGGGCCUGGGAGGGGCUGUCCUCCCACGCCAGCUCCAGCACCCCCUCUGGUGGAGGAGGCAACGCCACCACUCAGACCACCUCGCUCAGCGCCAGCCCCGUCAGCAACCUCAGCAACCCUCGCUACGCCACUGGCCCCGCUGGGUACCUCUACCCGGCCCAGGCUAUCCCGGCGCCGGGGCAGAUGGCUCCCAUCCCRGCCUGGACGCCGAUGGCCGUGACCCAGACCCAUCAGCGCUUCAUCCCCGUCAACGGAUACCCCAUCCCCCCGGGGUACGCGGCCUUCCCGGCUCACUUUGCACCUCCAGCCCCGCCCACCAGAGUCAUCCAGCACCACCUGCCGCCUCCCAAAAGCCGCUCGCCCAGCAGCGCCAGCGGCUCCACCAGCACGGGCCACGUCAGCGGCGUGCCCUCCACCACGGGCUCCAACCACGAGGCCAACACGCCGCUGCUUUCCCACUGCGUCAUGCCGGGCAGCGGCGGGGGGCAGGCUCAGAUUUACGGACAARUUUCCCAAAAAGGGGUGACGCAGCUCGACCACGUGUCGCAAACGUCGGCGCUGCUCACGCCCGACUCUGACAUGCUGAUGUACAAUGACUCCAUCAUCACGGCUAACCUGUAGAGAGCGCCCUCUCCUUCCUGUUCUUGGACUCUUACACGAGACGUUUAGCCUCUCAGCCAGAGAACUAGAAUCACAGUCCACUUUGGUCAUGGCCAGAGCCAACAGAUGCUGGCUCGUUCGCACUUCCUCGCUGUGCAGAAAGACUUUUGCAGGAGCGAGUAUGACAAACAGCCCUUCUG